AUGGUUGCUGUUAAGCGGCAUCAACCGUCACCCAUUGUGUUUGAUGGAAAGAAGGCUCAAGUUGCUCACCAGGAGCUUUGGUGGGCGCCUUGGUCUGGUGUUGAUGAGCCUAUGAUUCAUCCCAGGCAGAUGGCGUCUGGUAUACUUGUUGGUGAUAAUUGGACGUCUAAGUAUGUUCGAAAUUGUCUGCCUGUAAGUCAGCGUUUCCAUUAUAAUAAUCGUGAUCCUAAGGGUGCUAAAGAUACUAUUGUUGAGUUCUUUAAGGCGGGUUCGCCGCCGUGGUUGCCUAUUGAUCGUCAGGUUACUGAUGAUACUGGAAAGGAGGUUGGUAAUUUUGCUUCUCAGCAGUCUAUUGGUUACUUCUAUGUUGAUGGUCCGCCUACGUCUAAGGUGACUGUUGAUGUGGAAUUGAAGUUGACCAUAGCUUUGAGGGGCCGGAAGUGUUUGGGUGGUUUACGGGAUCUGUCUGGUCCUAUUAAUGCAAAUAACGCUGGUCAAACUGUCGGUAAUGAGGGUAUUGGUGAUAAUAUGAAGGAGGUAGAUAGUGGUAUUUAG
Messenger RNA from Gregarina niphandrodes, 555 nucleotides. RefSeq lists its product as hypothetical. The transcript has a single exon. NCBI's taxonomy places the organism in Eukaryota, Apicomplexa, Conoidasida, Eugregarinorida, Gregarinidae. The record is from RefSeq and is a predicted model, not a curated record. Bases 1 to 555 code for a protein of 184 amino acids.